Messenger RNA from Racocetra persica, 693 nucleotides. Lineage: Eukaryota; Fungi; Glomeromycota; Glomeromycetes; Diversisporales; Gigasporaceae. The record is from the annotation of a GenBank genome assembly.
GUUAUCGUACAACAUUCUAAUAAUAACAAAGAGAAAUUAGUGACAAUUGAAUACACCUUCGAUUCUUGGUCCACAAGUGAUAGCGUGACUGCACUUCGAUCGCCUACUCUUUCUAAUAAUCAAGAAUUAUAUUAUUUUGAGCUUUCUCCUUUUAAAAUUCCUAAUCAACUAUUACAUGUUGGGUUUCUUGCGCGAUUUGAUAUUGAAGAUUCUACCUUUUGGGCUGAUAGCAACUAUGAAUAUUUUUAUGAUGAGGGUAGUCCUAAAGAAUUCUUUUUUCAUGUUACUAGCAAUGUAAGCAACACUCAAAAUAUUUCAACAGAAAAAAAUGGCUUAAGAUUGAACGAAGAACGUAAACGAUUGGAUGAAGAACGUAAAUUACUGGAAGAAGAACGUAAACGGCAUGAGGAAGAAUGUAAACGUAGGGAACAAGAGGAAGAACAAAGAAAGUUGGAAGAAGAGCGUAGGUUAUUAGAGGAAGAACGCAGACUUCUAAAUGAAGAACGAAUGCUGUUUGAAAAAGAACGAAGACAAGUUUCUAAACAAAUAACUGGAAAGAGAGAAUACCAAUGUGGUCAUGAUAUUUAUAUAUGUCGUAAAUGUGUAAGUGAACAUAUUGAACGCGAACUUAAAGGAAAUAUCAAAAUUUUAUGCCCUGAAAAUAAUUGUCGCAAAGUAUUAAAUGAGAAAGAU